Molecule: messenger RNA, 1363 nt
Organism: Tarenaya hassleriana
Lineage: Eukaryota; Viridiplantae; Streptophyta; Magnoliopsida; Brassicales; Cleomaceae
Exons: 4
Coding region: 231-1103 (290 amino acids)
Cellular component (GO): endoplasmic reticulum
Source: RefSeq, a predicted model, not a curated record
AAAAAUAUUGUUUUAUUUUUCUUUUGUGGGAAUAAAAUAGAGAAAAACGUGAGAAAAAAAAAAAGAAACACGAAAAAGCUCAAACGCAGUAUCAACGAAGAGGCUAAAAUUUCCACAGAUUUGUUUGUGAAUUCCUCAGAGACAGAGAGAAUCCAUCGGGACGACGACGCUCGCAUCUGACUAUCUCAUCGGAGCGAGGGCUUUUUCUAUUUCUCUUUGAGCAUUCUCCAAUGGCGGCUCCUCGGAAUCUGACCGGCGACGGUGGUAGGUUGCUCACGAGGGACGAAGAGAGCGCCGCCGUGUCAUCUUCUUCGGCGGUGAAAGACCUCGCCGACGAUGACGGCGACUCUUCGACGGGUAAGGGACCCAAAUCUGGUAGAUUCCCGCUCUCGCGGUGGGAGUUAGCGACGUUUUCCGGCGUCUUCAUCGUCUUCUCCACGGGACUGUUGUGUAUCUAUCUCACCAUGCCCGCCGCCGAGUAUGGCAAGCUCAAGCUUCCCAAAACCAUCUCCGAUCUCCGAUUGCUCAAAGAUAACCUCGGAACCUAUGCGAGUGAUUACCCAGUUCGUUUCAUGAUGGGUUACUGCUCAACUUACAUCUUCAUGCAAACAUUCAUGAUUCCUGGAACAAUCUUCAUGUCAUUGUUGGCUGGAGCCCUCUUUGGCGUAAUUAGGGGCUUUGUCUUGGUUGUCUUCAAUGCAACAGCCGGAGCUUGUUCUUGUUUCUUUCUGUCAAAAUUAGUUGGAAGGCCCCUUGUUUCCUGGCUGUGGCCUGACAAACUCAGGCUUUUCCAGACAGAGAUUGCGAAAAGAAGAGAUAAACUUCUGAACUACAUGCUGUUCUUAAGGAUAACACCGACACUCCCAAACCUGUUCAUCAAUUUGGCAUCUCCCAUUGUCGACAUACCCUUUCACGUGUUCUUCCUGGCAACUUUGGUCGGGCUAAUGCCAGCCGCAUACAUCACCGUUAGAGCCGGUCUGGCCCUCGGAGAUCUCAGAUCAGUGAAAGAUUUGUAUGAUUUCAAGACUUUGUCGGUGUUGUUCCUCAUCGGAUCCAUUUCCGUACUCCCAGCCCUCCUGAAGAGAAAGAAAGUGUACGAAUGAAAAUGGAUCGGCUAUACAGAAUACGUACGAUGAUAAGAACGAGCUUGAAGAGGCUGCAGGGCGCUUUUUGAGAUCAGAGCUACCAGAAGAAGAUCGCCUUUCUGAAACAAUUCCAUGGCUUUGGUCCAUUUAUAAGAGAAAUGAAGAAAUCCUUCCUUAUUUGGCAUCAUCUCCUUCUCCUUGUAGCAAUUGCUCUGUGUAGAAAUUUUAAAGAAUGGUUCUAUAGCAAAGGAAGAAAACAUAGUAAUUGCUGUGUAUUG